UUUUACAUCAAACACUUACUAAUUAGUAUUCUGAUCUCUUAAUCCAUUUUCUCAAAAUCCAUGGAUCACAAACUCUUCCUUGUCACAAAACUUUUGUUUUCAAUUCUUACGCUUCACUUCUUAGCCUCGCCAUCCUUUGCAUAUCAUCGGCAGCCUCCGAAAAGGCUCGUUCCACCAGAAACCAUUUGCAAAUUCACCCCAUACCCAUCUUCUUGCAAAUCUUUGCUACCAAACAAGAUAGCCAAUGUCUAUGACUACACCAGAUUCUCCGUCCUGAAAUCCUUAUCUCAGACCUUCCAGUUCCAGAGACUGGUGAACCGCUAUCUUCAGCGUCGGUCCUUUCUGUCACAAACUGAAAUCACCGCACUCGAGGAUUGCCAGUUCCUCACGGGCCUGAAUAUCGACUACUUGAUGAGCUCGUUAGGCACCAUCAACGUGACGAGCGGUGCUCUCCCAACAUGGAAAACCGAGGACGUCCAAACGCUUCUCAGCGCCAUCUUGACCAACCAGCAGACUUGUUGGGACGGCCUGCAAUCGGCUUCUUCAAUGAGGGUAAGAAAUGGCCUCUCAGUUCCUGUGGCAAACGACACUAAGCUGUACAGUUUAUCUCUUGCAUUGUUCACCAAUGGUUGGGUUCCUAAGAAGGACUUCACGGGGCAUUUCAAUCAAAGGAAACUAAACGAGCGUUUUCCCUUCCCCGUGUGGAGCUUAAUUAGACGUGGUUUAUUGUAUGAAUCGUUGACUGAGAGGAAAAUGCUGCAAACAGAGGAUGGACAAUCACAAAGCAAAGUGUUGAUCAGAGAUGUGGUGACUGUAAGUCUGGACGGGACUGGAAACUUCACCACCAUCAAUGAUGCCGUCGCUGCGGCUCCGAAUAACUCUGCGGCUUCAAAAGGGUACUUUGUGGUAUACGUCAAGGCUGGGGUCUACGAAGAGUAUGUAUCGAUUGAGAAGAAGAAGAAGUACUUGAUGAUGAUCGGUGACGGUAUUAAUCAGACUAUCAUCACCGGCAACCGAAGCGUUGUUGAUGGUUGGACAACUUUCAAGUCCGCAACUUUUGCUGUUGUUGGACCUGGUUUCGUGGCAAUGAACAUAACAUUCCGCAACACAGCAGGGGCAAGCAAGCACCAGGCAGUAGCAGUCAGAAACGGCGCAGAUCUGUCCGCAUUCUAUAGAUGCAGCUUCGAAGGAUACCAAGACACUCUCUAUACCCACUCUCUCCGGCAAUUCUACAGAGAAUGCGACAUCUACGGCACCGUCGACUUCAUAUUCGGAAACGCCGCGGUUGUCUUCCAGAACUGCAACUUGUACGCCCGCCUUCCCAUGACAGGACAGUUCAACGCCAUCACGGCUCAAGGCAGGACGGACCCCAAUCAAAACACCGGCACGUCGAUUCACAACUGUACCAUCAAAGCCGCCGAGGAUUUGGCGUCGAGCAACGGCGGCGCCAAGACUUAUUUGGGGAGGCCGUGGAAGGAGUAUUCGAGGACGGUUUACAUGCAGUCUUACAUGGAUAGUGUCGUUGAUCCAGUUGGUUGGCGUGAAUGGAAUGGAGAUUAUGCUUUGUCCACAUUGUAUUAUGCUGAGCAUAAUAAUACAGGACCAGGAUCAGACACUGAAAAAAGAGUUACAUGGCCUGGUUACCAUGCGAUUAAUGCUUCAGAUGCUGCUACUUUUGCGGCGUCCAGUUUCUUGCUUGCUGAUAACUGGGUUCCUCAAACAGGAGUCGUUUACACCAAUGGUUUGCCGUGAGAAAUUAUUUAUAUGACAUUUAUAGGCAUUUGAUUAUGUUUCUCGCCGUUGU
This is a messenger RNA of Morus notabilis, 1804 nucleotides long. RefSeq names its product probable pectinesterase/pectinesterase inhibitor 7. The transcript is spliced from 2 exons. The coding region runs from base 61 to 1752 and encodes 563 amino acids. The record is from RefSeq and is a predicted model, not a curated record. Gene Ontology annotation, biological process: cell wall modification. NCBI's taxonomy places the organism in Eukaryota, Viridiplantae, Streptophyta, Magnoliopsida, Rosales, Moraceae. Gene Ontology annotation, molecular function: pectinesterase activity; pectinesterase inhibitor activity.